Molecule: messenger RNA, 2900 nt
Organism: Anoplophora glabripennis (Asian longhorned beetle)
Lineage: Eukaryota; Metazoa; Arthropoda; Insecta; Coleoptera; Cerambycidae
Gene: neur
Product: protein neuralized
Exons: 4
Coding region: 144-2144 (666 amino acids)
Molecular function (GO): ubiquitin protein ligase activity
Source: RefSeq, a predicted model, not a curated record
CAAACGCAGUCUGCGCUCAGUUUCGGAACGAAUCUAGUCGUCGCUGAUCGGUGAACAAAGCAACAAUAGAACUGUCCAUGGCCAAUCGUGUCGCCCUCGCGUGAACUGUGCAACUUUGGUGUGUUUUGUGCAUUCUAACAUUGAUGGGGAUAACGGAAGACAGGGCUUGCCACUGCAAAGCUGAUUCAAAGAAGGAGGAUAGCGUGUUCGCGCCCUUAAAGAGCAAAAUGAAGGUCCUGAAGAAGAUCAAGCGCCGCAUGGGACUAGCCUCCAGGUCUUCUUCCAACGGUGGGGGUACCAACAAUCUUCCCCCCCUCUUGUUCCACAAUGUCCACGGAGAGAACAUCAGGAUAUCCAGAGACGGUACCGUCGCCAAACGCGUGGAAAGCUUCUGCAAGGGCAUCGCGUUCAGCUCGCGCCCCGUCAAAAUCAACGAAAAGGUUUGCAUCAAGUUUUUGGAGAUAUCCAACAACUGGUCCGGGGUGAUAAGGUUCGGUUUCACCUACAACGACCCCACCAGCCUGCGGUACGGCCUUCCAAAGUACGCUUGUCCCGACCUCACGAACAAGCCCGGCUACUGGGCCAAAGCCCUCCCCGAGAGAUUCUGCAGCCAGGGCACCAUCUUGUUCUACUACGUCACCUCCACGGGAGACGUACAUUUCGGCAUCAACGGCGAGGAGAAGGGGAUAUUUUUCAGUAGCGUCGAAACGCGCGGACCCUUGUGGUGUUUAAUAGACGUUUACGGUAACUCCACGGCCAUAGAAUUCGUCGAUAUCCGGCACCAGCUCAACAAUUCUUCCUCGACGAGGUGCGGUGGCACCCACGCCUACGAGAUCGUCGCUCCUAGAGCCGACCCCGUGGAGAGGAUCACGUAUCCCAUGCAGCAGAUGACGAUCCAACAAGCGGCGCCUAGAGAACCUGAGGAGAUGACGUUACCGUUGCUGAGAUACCAACCGUCCCAUCUCAACUACCAAGCGGUGCCUUUCCACAGGACCAGGGGCAGGAAUGUUAGGUUCAUGAGCAGCAACCGAAGCGUAGGGUUUAGAACGGAUUCCGAGUUUUGCCAAGGAUACGUGUUCACUUCAAGGCCCCUGCAAAUAGGCGAAAGGAUAGUGGUGCAAAUCCUGGCUACGGAACCGAUGUUCCAAGGCUGUCUGGGUCUAGGUCUCACCUCUUGCGACCCCUCCACUUUGACUCAGAACGACCUACCCGAUGAUUCGAACUUCUUGCUGGACAGGCCCGAGUAUUGGGUCCUGAGCAGGGAUUUCGCCAGAAACCUGAACAAGGGGGACGAAAUAAGCUUCUGCAUAUCACAAAUCGGAGAGGUACAGAUAAGCAGGAACGGCGGCGCACCCCUGGUGGUCAUCCACGUAGACCAAACCUUGAGGUUGUGGGCGUUCUUCGACAUCUACGGCUCCACGCAGCGCAUCCGCGUGCUCAGCUGCCCCAGCCCCGUAUCUCCCGCCAGGAACCCCGAGAGGAGGAUAAUCACCCCGACGGCCAGCGAGUCCAUCAACAGUAUUAACAGUCAGUCGGAGAUCCGUCGCAACUCCGCCAUGCAGCAGUCCGCCAACUCCAGACUGUGCUGUGUCGCGCCGGCGGACAUACAGGUGCAACCCAGCGCGAAUGGGGGUACCGUCCUGUCCGUUAUCCUGCCUCCUACCCAUGCCAGUAUCAUAAACGCCCCGGCGGCACCGCUGCCGGUCAACCACCACCACCACAGUUCGCAGAACUCGGUAAGCAGUCAUCCUAGUCAACAUAUCGGUCAUCCGGGACACUCCAACCAUUCGCCCUCGCCUAUUUCGCCUGUUGCCGGGACCGUCAUGGCACCCGUGCCCACCUCCUCUGCCGUACCCAGUGGAACUAUGAUGUCUACCUGCAGCAGUAACUAUGUAGAGCCCAUAUCGGACUCGAGCUCGUAUUCGACACCGCUCUCAUGGGCCGAACAAAACGGCGCGACCCUGACUGCCGGGGCCGAGUGCACGAUCUGCUACGAGAACCCCAUAGACGCAGUGCUGUACAUGUGCGGGCAUAUGUGUAUGUGCUACAACUGCGCGCUGCAGCAGUGGCGGGGCAAGGGGGGCGGACACUGCCCCCUGUGCAGGGCGGUGAUCAGGGACGUCAUCCGCACGUACAAGUCGUAGGAGCCGCCGGAUGAAUCUUAGUUAUUACGAGUGCUUCCAAAUUUGCCCACGAUGAACUGGAAACUGCCUAAAGCCAGAUCAGAUUGCGUUCUCGCGUUUCUUUGAACAAAAAAGACUGAGUAUUCGUUAAAAUGAUGAAUAGUAUAUUUUUUGUCAAGUUUGUUACUAGCGUUAUUUUUUAAUUGUUUUAGACAAAUAAUACAACCAAAGAGCCGUGGGUCGUGUGAUUGGCGGUUUACCACGGCGCUUAACGACAGAGAAUUAGUCAUUCUGUUGUUUUUUUUUUCCACAAAAAUCAGUGGAUAGUCAACCUGUCAGGAGGCAGUUUAAACUUAUUUAUUUAUUUUUAUUCGUAAGGAAGCUGUGGCUAUAAUAUUAGAAAGAAAACUUCCCCAGAUUCUCUAGUGAAAAAAAAAACAAAAAAAAAACGAUACGAUCUAGAUUUUCUUAUAACGUCACCAGAGAAUGCGAGGAACUGACGGUAUUUAACGUUAUUAUUGAAAACACAAAAAUAUUGUUACUGUUUAACUUACAUUAUUAUUUUGUGUAAAACGUAUUUUUAAUAAUACAUUCCUGAAAUUUGGCGGCCAGUGUUCAACCGAUUACUCUGAACUACGCCUGUGGCUGCUGCGGGGGAGUAAAAAUUUUUGUAUAUUAGAAUUUUCUAGUCAUAUAAGAAUGUACUGAUUUAGUUCGACGAGUUAGUUCAAUUACUAUAUUAUCAAAACCAAUAAAAUGUUAUCUAUUACGAAUUAA